This is a messenger RNA of Ficedula albicollis (Collared flycatcher), 4214 nucleotides long. RefSeq names its product family with sequence similarity 78 member A (gene FAM78A). The coding region runs from base 667 to 1458 and encodes 263 amino acids. The record is from RefSeq and is a predicted model, not a curated record. The transcript has 2 exons. Lineage: Eukaryota; Metazoa; Chordata; Aves; Passeriformes; Muscicapidae.
AUUAAUCCCCAAAGCGCAGACAUCGCUGGCGGAGGAGCCUCCAGAAUCGGAGAUUUGGCGACUUUUUGCAUUUUCCAGCCGUCGCUUCUUUCUGUUAUUAUUGUAAUUUUGUGCGAAAGGAAGUUAUGAACAACUGCAAGUCAGGAAGUGGAAAUCCACACCGGUUGUGACAAGCUGGGGCUAAAAACUAUUUCAUUAUUUAUAUAGAUGUGUCUAUCAACAUUCUGCUUUUCAUCCAAAGAAUAAAGGGAAAUACCGGCUAGUCCUAUGUUUGAUGGUGAAUGACAGACUGCAUCUGAGCAAAGGAAGGACUAAAUAUAUCGACUAAGAACACCAUCUUUAUUUAUUGAACUCAAGAGACUUUUUUUUUAACCCAAAGACUGUUUGAGCAAGAGAUUUAAUGGGCCAUUAAAAGGGGGAAAAAAUUUUAAAGGCCCUUUUGCUUCUGAAACGCAGCUAACCUCAAAAAUAGAAGCAGUACUUGUAAGACAGAUACUCGAAUUAAGGCUUUACACGAUGAAUUUUCUAUCCUAUGGAUAUCAGUUUUGAAAUUACAAACCAAGGAGAUCUGUAAUUGAUCUUGCACCUGAUAAUUUCAAUGCCUAAUAUUCCCCAGGAUUGCUGGAGUACCCUAGGAGCUGCGUCGGACUGUACUCGGGGUAUGCCAUGGGCUGUAUUCAGAGUAUUAGCUGCAAAUCCAAAGUUUUCCGGGAGAGUAUUUCAGUGAUUGAAGUCAAAGCCUCCAUUGAUCCCGUUCCCACCAGCAUUGACGAGUCCUCCAGCGUGGUCCUGCGCUACCGGACCCCUCACUUCCGAGCCUCUGCCCAGGUGUUGGUGCCCCCUCUUCCCAAGAAGGAGACCUGGAUCGUGGGCUGGAUCCAGGCUUGCAGCCACAUGGAAUUUUACAAUCACUACGGGGAGCAGGGAAUGUCAAGUUGGGAGCUUCCAGAUCUACUGGACGGUAAAAUCCAGGCCAUCAGUGACUCAGACGGGGUGAACUAUCCCUGGUAUGGGAACACCACCGAAACCUGCACCAUCGUGGGUCCCACCAAGAAGGAGUCCAAGUUCAACAUCAGCAUGAACGACAACUUCUACCCGAGCGUGACGUGGGCAGUGCCCGUCAGCGACAGCAACGUGGCCAAGCUCACCAGCAUCCACCGGGAUCAGAGCUUCACCACCUGGCUGGUGGCAACCAACACGGCCACCAACGAGAUGGUGACCCUGCAGACUAUCAAAUGGCGCAUGAGGCUGGGCAUCGAGGUGAACCCCAGCCGGCCCCUGGGCCAGCGUGCCAAGCUGCAGGAGCCCUCUGCUCAAGAGCAGCCCCAGGUCCUCAGCAAGAAUGAGCCAAUACCACCCAGUGCCCUUGUCAAACCCAAUGCCAAUGAUGCUCAGGUACUUAUGUGGAGGCCAAAGGAUGGACCACCGCUCGUGGUGAUACCCCCAAAACAUCGGUAAUGCACGCCUGGCGUCCCGGCACCGGAAGGGAGAAAACGAAACCCGCAGCAAAACAAUCACUUAGGUAUUAGGAUACACACCUAUAAUCUGAGCAAAAUCAAAAUGCACUUUUUAUUCAUUCAACAAAUGCAACCAUUCUACCUUCUCCCAUUGGGACGGAUUUCACUGUGCUAAAGCUAAAGAGGAGACCUUGGACUGGGUCUGUCUCAUCACUGGAUUCCUAAGGGAAGAAACUAACACUGAUGUCUACCCUAUAACUUUUUUUUUUUCUUCCCUACUUUAGUUCCCGUUUGAACUUCAGCCUCAUUAGCUUGUCCAGAACUGCCCAGAACAAUAAGAACAUUUUAUUUGGGAUUUUAAGAAUUUUUUUUUUUCUUUUUGGUUGAGAACGAAACAAGUUCCUGGAGCAAAAAGUUGACUAUUUAAGAUAAGGUAUUUUUUUUUUAAGCUGUAAGGUUCUGAGUUGCAAAUCCAAGUCAUGCGGCCUUAUGUAGACUUUGCUUUGCAUUGCCAAACUUUUGCCUUAAAGCUAUGUUUGAAAAAAAAAAAAACAACAACAACAAAAAACACCACCAGGCAGAAUGUCCUUUCUACAGAAUUCUGAAGAAAAAAGUUUUGGAACAAGGAAUAGAUUGUCAGCGUGGCAUGGGCUGAUGGAUGAAAAGGGCAUGAAAUUGGAAGAAGCAAGAAAAUCUUCCUCUUUUUAAAACCUGGAACAAGGAAGCACGGAAAUAAUCUCAGUUUCAAAGCAAUGCAAAUAACAAACCUGCUGUUGGAUGGCUCUCGAGGGGGAGCUCCCAGGCCACCUCCCUGCUUUGCAGGAGGGGUCGGAAGCUCCUCGUGCUGCUCACCCGUGGUGAUCUCAGCCUCCUGUUAGCAGUUUAACAUGGAAUAACCUCACAGCUGGAAUUGUGGCCCUGGGAGUCAACACCAAUCGGGGGGGAAUGUCCCACUGGGUUUGUCUUUACGACACACAGAUGUUUUCCCAGCUAGCCCACAGCCUCACCUUCCUGUGGAUAAGAGCCAAGGGCUCGUGCGCCUGCUGCUGUUGGUGAAGCUCUGUUUGCCCCUGAAAUCCCCAUGACGGUGCUGUACAAAGAGUGGGAUAUCAAAAGGAUCCUGCUGAAGUCACUGGAGACCCACAGGUGUCAGCAAGGGCAGAUCUGACCCACUCAGCCUACCCAGCCAGAUCUGUAGUGCAGGAGCAGCCACGUCUGAAAAUAACAGGGAUCCACUCCUGGCAAACACAGCUGAGGAAAACUCUCCCUUCUGUAACGAAUCACAUUGGGAUUAACAGAUCAUUUCCUUCCCCAGUGACCUCACGAUCUACCUGACUGUCAGCAACGAGGUGCAGACAGGACCACGACACUGUCCCUGUCUGCCGUGGCAGGAACAUCCACUGCAGCAAGGGGUAACACACGAGAAGGUGCAGGCAGGGCAACACCUGAGCCUGGGGUGUGGAUCCUCAGUGAGGAAGGAGCAUUUGGAGAAGGAGGUGAAACCUGUCAGUUUUAAUAAGAGCCAGAUGGCUGCUGAGAUAACCCAGCUCUUCUGCAGAGGAGGAUGAGGCAGAAGAGCCUUUUGAAUGGGAGGGAUGGGUUUGAAGGCAGAGGAGGUUCUGUAGUAGAAGUGGCAUCUGGAGGCCAAGGCACAGGUUGGGGAGUGGAGGAUCUGCCCUGCUCCAGCACAUGGCCCGAGGCAGAUCACUUCACUCUGCAGCUCCUUCCCCCUGAAAAUAUUUCUUCCUCCUAUUAACAACUUGCCUCAAGAGCUGGGACUAAGGAGAGUUCUGCGUGCCAGGUACAAGCCUGGCCUUGCUGAGCUGGUCUGAACAGGUCUCACAACCCCACACACGCUGCUCCAAAGGCUUUCCCCUUGGAGAGGCAGCAGUUAGCUGCUAUUCCUAUCCUCAUCUUCCACAUGGGACGUUACCAGCAAGAAAUUCUCCUUCCUCACUUCUGCACAGCCACACCACCUCCUUCAGCAGCAGGUUCAACGUCACCCUCUGCCUGGGGAACGCAAGCCCAGAAGUUGUGUCCCCCACCAAGACAGCCUCAAACCAGCAAACAAGGUUCCUGGGGCCCUGCAGCCAUUCCCCUGUCCCCAGGGGAGCCCACCCUCCUCCAUCCACAGGCUUUCAGAGAUGCUCAGCCACAGAGCUGCUCCUUUCCACGGGCAGAGCUCCAAGGUGGGAAGUCCGGCUUGCAAACGACCGGACUGGAUCAAACCCAAAUCCACAAGCCAAAGGGUGCCUAAAUCUCAGCUUUGGGACUAUAAAGGAUGAAGCUAGGGAGACUUGGACUUGCACAGUCAUUCUCUGUAUUAAACUCAGUUUUCUUACCUGGAUUCAGAUCCAACUAUAGCUCCACUGGCACAGCCCUUUGGGACUUGUCUGGAUUUUCUCUGAGGCAAUACAUGCAGAAGAGGACAAACUGUGGGCUGUGGGUGAAUAGCUGAUCGUGCUCUCACGCAUCCUGGCUGCUGCUGAGUCCCAUGGGUGGGAGCAGAAGGGGGAUUUGUGUCUGGUAUUCACUUUGUCUCCAGGUGCUGAGUACUUACAGUUCUCACUGAUGUCAGCCUGGGUCGAAGGAAUCGGACCCACUUGUCUUAAUUAGCUGCACGAAGGAAUUCCAAGGAAAGAUUUCUUCUCAGUCACCAAAAACCACAUUCAGGGAACACCUAUGUCCUUUUCCACUUAGCUUUGUGUUGGGCUUAGUCUCCCAAGUAAACCUGGUUCCUCCUAUUCCCUCUCCCUG